CCCUGUAUGUAACGAACGAACGGUAAAUAGUAAUGUUUUUGAAGAAAAUCUCACAUUUCUUCAAAAGACAUUUAAAUCGAAAUCGGAGAAAAAGGGCGGCAGACUUCAAAUUUCACUGCUAAAUCGAUCGAGGCGAAGAAUUGCAGGAUCCAAUCCAGCAGCCAGAUGAGUGGGCCGAGGCUCUGCUCUUUGCUCGCCGAUUUGGGGUAUGAGGGUGCUCACGCAUUGGAUCCAGACAGUUUCGAAUGGCCAUUUCAGUACGACGAAGCUCGCUCCAUUCUCGAUUGGAUCUGCUCCAGCCUUCGCCCCUCCAAUGUCCUCUCCCCUUCCGAGCUUUCCCAGUACGGGCAAUUCCUGGAAGAGGGGAAGCUUUUGGAGGGAGAGGAUUUGGAUUCUGCUUAUGAUAGCAUUUCGGCCUUUUCGUCUAGGCGGGACAACCAGGACGCUCUUUUCGGAGGCGAAGAAGGACUGAGGGAUAUACGAGAAGCAACUCUCGCAUAUAAAUCCGAAGCACUAGAGUUGCAAAGACAACUAAGACAUCUCCAGUCUCAAUAUGAUAUGCUUACAAGCCAAGCUUCUACUUUGACCCAGGGGAGGCGGGCACGAGUUGCUGCAACUUCUAGUGUCAAUGGGCAACUAACAAGCAUAGAUGAUAGCAUCUCCGCUAGGAAUCUUGAGAUGAAUGCAGUUCUAGGAAGGAUUGCAUCCACAGCCCAAGAGUUGGCUCAUUAUCAUUCAGGCGAUGAGGAUGGCAUCUAUUUGGCUUACUCCGACUUCCAUCCAUACCUAGUUGGGGAUUCAUCUUGCAUAAAGGAGCUGAAUCAGUGGUUUGCUAAACAACUAGACACGGGGCUUUAUCGACUAGUUGCUGAGGAGGGGAAGUCUAAAUGUUCAUGGGUGAGUCUUGAUGACAUGUCAAAUAUCCUAGUAAGAGCAGAUCUAGAGACAUCCCAUCAUCAACGUGUAUCUGAAUUGCAAAGGCUACGCUCAAUUUUUGGGACAAGUGAAAGACAAUGGGUUGAAGCUCAAGUUGAAAACGCAAAGCAGCAAGCUAUUCUAAUGGUUCUCAAGUCGCAAGUAACGUCAGAUGAAGCCCAUAUUCAUCUUGAUCUUCAUUCUCUCAGGAGAAAGCAUUCUGAACUGGUAGGGGAACUUUCCAAUCUCUAUGAUAAAGAAGAGAAAUUAUUAUCUGAGACUAUUCCUGAUCUGUGUUGGGAAUUGGCUCAAUUGCAAGACACGUACAUUUUGCAAGGUGACUAUGAUUUGAAGGUCAUGCGUCAAGAAUACUAUAUUGAUCGGCAGAAAGUGUUCAUCAGUCAUCUGGUCAAUCAGCUUGCUAGGCAUCAAUUCCUGAAAAUAGCUUGUCAACUGGAAAAGAAGAACAUGCUUGGAGCAUAUUCAUUGCUUAAAGUUAUAGAGUCAGAACUUCAAGCGUAUUUGUCAGCCACCAAGGGACGAGUGGGUCGUUGCCUGGCACUGAUUCAAGCUGCUUCUGAUGUACAAGAACAAGGUGCAGUUGAUGAUCGCGAUAAUUUUUUGCAUGGCGUCAGAGAUCUAUUAAGCAUACAUUCAAAUAUCCAGGCUGGAGUAUCAACUUAUGUGUCUGCUCCCGGCAUUAUUCAACAGAUAUCUAGUCUUCAUUCAGACUUGAGAACCCUACAAUCUGAUCUUGAAAACUCCCUCCCAGGCGACAGAAAUAGAUGCAUCAAUGAUCUGUGCUCUCUUAUUCAAAGUUUGCAGCAAUUACUUUUCGCCUCUUCGACAACUGCACAACCAAUACUAACACCGCGGGCCUUGAUGAAAGAGCUGGAUGAAAUGGAAAAGAUAAAUGCCAAACUAUCUUCUGCAGUUGAAGAGGUUACCUUGGAGCACUGUAAAAAGAAUGAGAUUGUAAAACAUCAUUCUCAGGAGGUUGGGCUACAACGUCGCGUUUUCUACGAUUUCUUUUGCAAUCCUGAGCGUUUGAGGAGUCAAGUUAGGGAGUUGACUGCUCGAGUCAGAGCGAUGCAAGCUUCGUAGUUGACUUUGUUUGUAAAUAUAAUUUUUCUUGUUGCUUUAUCAUUGUAUUUAUCUGUUACAAUAUAUCAUCUGAGGAUGCUUAAUUGCAAAAGAAAGGUUUGAGUUUUAAUGACACCAAUGAUCUGAUUUGGCAGUGUUGACCACAAUGAUUCAAUGAUAUAGUUCCACUUUGACAAUUGUUAGAGUGCUUGAGA
Momordica charantia (bitter melon) is the source of this 2213-nucleotide messenger RNA. It is a transcript of the gene AUG3, whose product is annotated as HAUS augmin-like complex subunit. Lineage: Eukaryota; Viridiplantae; Streptophyta; Magnoliopsida; Cucurbitales; Cucurbitaceae. The record is from RefSeq and is a predicted model, not a curated record. Gene Ontology annotation, cellular component: HAUS complex; mitotic spindle; microtubule organizing center. Gene Ontology annotation, biological process: spindle assembly; microtubule organizing center organization.